This is a messenger RNA of Dipodomys ordii (Ord's kangaroo rat), 1098 nucleotides long. RefSeq names its product RAB27A, member RAS oncogene family (gene Rab27a). Gene Ontology annotation, cellular component: secretory granule; melanosome. Bases 158 to 820 code for a protein of 220 amino acids. Gene Ontology annotation, molecular function: GTPase activity; GTP binding. Gene Ontology annotation, biological process: melanosome transport; positive regulation of exocytosis. Lineage: Eukaryota; Metazoa; Chordata; Mammalia; Rodentia; Heteromyidae. The transcript has 6 exons. The record is from RefSeq and is a predicted model, not a curated record.
UAGUUGUGCAUCUUGCUGGCUGUCAUCUCCCUUGAGGGGUGGCUCUCAAAUUUGUGCGCAACUGUGAUGUCCCCGGGAAGCUUCCCGAGCAGCACAAAUUCUCCAGUCCUCCUUCCUAGAGAUCUUCACUCAGAGGUGAGCUACUGAGUUCUUCAUUAUGUCCGAUGGAGAUUACGAUUACCUCAUCAAGUUUUUAGCAUUGGGUGACUCUGGAGUAGGGAAGACCAGUGUACUUUACCAAUACACUGAUGGCAAAUUUAAUUCCAAGUUUAUCACCACAGUGGGCAUCGACUUCAGGGAAAAGAGAGUGGUGUACAGAGCCAGUGGGCCCGAUGGCGCUGUGGGUAGAGGCCAGAGGAUCCACCUGCAGUUAUGGGACACGGCGGGGCAAGAGAGGUUUCGUAGCUUGACAACAGCAUUCUUCAGGGAUGCGAUGGGUUUUCUUCUCCUUUUUGAUCUGACGAAUGAACAAAGUUUCCUCAAUGUCCGAAACUGGAUAAGCCAGCUGCAAAUGCAUGCCUACUGUGAGAACCCAGAUAUAGUGUUAUGUGGAAAUAAAAACGAUCUGGAAGACCAGAGGGUGGUGAGAGAAGAAGAAGCGAGAAGCCUCGCAGAGAAAUACGGAAUCCCCUACUUUGAAACCAGCGCUGCCAAUGGGACCAACAUAAGCCAAGCGAUUGAGAUGCUCCUGGAUCUGAUCAUGAAGCGGAUGGAGCGCUGUGUGGACAAGUCCUGGAUCCCCGAGGGCGUGGUACGCUCCAAUGGCCACACAGCCGCCGAUCAGUUAGGGGAAGAGAAGAAGGGAAUGUGUGGCUGCUGAACCAUCAAGAGAGCAUCGCAGUGAGCCAUGGCCCACACCUGCCAUCUCUGUGUUUCACACACAGCCCCGGGAGAUGGACAGGCACUGGGCCACACUGCUUCCCACCACGUCCAUUAGACUUGCUAAUCAGCAUCCAGCUUUCAGAUCCAUUUGUUCUAGCCUUGGUGAAGAUCGCUUUAAGAUCCCCUCCUGCCAGCUAGGCUCUGCUGGCUCACGCCUGUCAUCCUAGCUACUCAGGAGGCUGAGAUCUGAGGAUCAUGGUUCUGAGAAACUCUUAA